UUCGUUUAAAAUUAAAAAAAAAAAACAGUUCAUUGUCAGUCGGAAUUGUAAUAAAAAUAAAGUCAAUUAGUGAAAAGGGGAGGCGGGCGUUCUGUGCAGCCGGCUCGUUGGGUCCUGGUGCGAGAAAGGGCGCCAAGCUCCGUUGCUAAGAAGCAUUGUAAUGUAUGACAUCAAAAGGAACAAGAAAAGACUUACGAAAGAACAAUUAAUAAAAGUGGAGGAGAGGGGAAACUAAUUCUGCCAUUCACAGGAACAAAACGAAGAGGAUGCCUGGCCUUGUCCAGAAUGAGUGUAAUGGAAGGGGGAGUCCUACCAAAAGAAAACGUCUUUCCCUUAAGUUCUUUCAGAAAAAAGAAGCCAAACGAGCACUGGAUUUUACUGAGAAGCAAGAAAAUGAGCCCAUUACUUUAGAGCCAAAAAGGCUUGAUAAAUGUGACAAGAACAUUUCUGGAGCCCAACUGGUAUCUUCUGCAGUUGAUUGUGAAAAGAGGGAGGAGCUUCUACCUUUUGUGGGCCUGAACAAUUUGGGAAAUACAUGUUACCUCAACAGUGUGCUUCAGGUGUUGUAUUAUUGCCCUGGAUUUAAAAGUAGGAUGGAAUUUAUGUAUGACAUAAUCACCAAGAAACAGGAGAUACUGAAGAGGGAUGAGGACUCCAAAACAGACCAGGACGUAACAAAUGGCCGAGAACAGUUGCCAAUUUGUCUAGAGCUGAUCUGCAACUUGCAUAGCUUGAUUAUAUCUAUGGAACAGAUACGGUCCAGCUAUCUUCUGAAUACCGAGAAUUACACAGAAGGGGAACUGGCUAUUCAGCCUAAGAGAUUGAUGGGCACAUUGAGGGAGCUGAAUCCAAUGUAUGAUGGAUAUCUCCAGCAUGAUGCACAGGAAGUUUUGCAGUGCAUUUUAGGAUAUAUCCUAGAAGCUUGCCAGUUAUUAAAGAGUCGCACAUCUACUGAAGAAAAUAUCGAUCCUGAAACAAGUAUGGAGAAUAAAACGAACAAGUCCAUUGAAAUCUCCAAUAACAAAAAUAUUGUUGUACAAGACAACCAUGAAAUGCCUGAUCUGAAGAAAGAGGAUAUACUCAAGAAAAACGGAAAAAGAAAAAGUGACACACAAACAGGCAAUGCCAUGAAAAGAGCCAAGUUGCCAAAGGAUCCAAAAAACAUAGAAGGGAAACGACAAACACGAGCGAAGAGGAAACCUUCAGGUGACGAUAUUGUGCAAGAACCUGACACUGAUGUUAAGCGUGUAUCUGUAAAUGGCACUGCUUGCAUAGUUGCUGAGAAAAAAAAACGACUUGGGUUAAGAUGGCUAAAACCUACAUUGAACCAGCCAAGUAUACUUUCAAAAUUCUGUAGUCUUGGAAAAUCAGGAUCAAAUGUAAGCACGAAAGAUUCACGUAAUGUAGAUGCAAAUGGACAUCAGCCAAAUGUUAGCAAAAAUGUAAAUGGGGACUGUUCGACAGAUUGCAACUGUUCUUCCCCAAGCUGUGCAACCCAGUGUGUUAAAGAAAUUGCCAAUAAGAAAAAUCAAGACUUGUGUGAAAUUGAAGACAUGUGCAGAAGUAAAACAGAAUUGUCUGGCUUUGAACUGAUGGAUGCAAUGUUCCAAGGGCAGUUAGUUCUAAGGACACGAUGCUUGGAGUGUGAAUGUUACUCUGAACGAAGAGAGAAUUUCCAAGACAUCAGUGUACCCGUUCAAGAGAAUGACGCCAAGGAGAAGAGCUCUGAGAUCUCACCCGAACCAAAGAUGGAGAUAAAAACAUUGAAGUGGGCAAUAUCGCAGUUUGCUUCAGUGGAAAGAAUAGUUGGUGAAGACAAGUAUUUUUGUGAAAACUGUCGUCAUUACACAGAAGCUGAACGCAGCUUGUUGUUUGACAAGAUGCCAGAAGUUGUGACUAUCCAUUUAAAGUGCUUUGCAGCAUGUAACUCAGAGUUGGAACCGUACGGCAAUCUCUCAAAAGUGAAUACUCCAUUACUGACGCCUCUUACACUUUCGCUGGAAGAAUGGAGUACUAAAGAGGCCAAUGACAAUUAUGAACUGUUUGCGGUAGUCAUGCAUAAUGGGGUGAGUAUUAGUAGUGGUCAUUACACAGCCUACAUAAAAAUGCCAUAUUUUGGCAGUCAAGAGAUGCACAAAGAAGAAUCUGCGCCAAACUGUGCAAAACAGGAAUCACUCGGAGAAGAAGAGGCAAAGAACACUGUUUGUUCACAUGAAUAUGAUGAUGGUGAGGUGUCGGUUAAAUUGAAAGGAAACCUCCAAACAGCAUCUGGUAAAACUACAAAGAAGAAUGCAGAAAGUGUUGGGCUGUUAGGUGGACAAAAACACAUGUCCAGCUUUUAUCUAAAUGCCUCCAAGAACAAGAAUAACCUUGAAAAACCUGGAUUUGCAUUCAAUGAAAGUGACAAAUCUAACGCAAACUAUGAAGACAAACAACAUUGUUUCCUCAACAACCAAAGCAGUUUUACCGGUCAGCAUAGUGUAUUUAAAACUGAGGGGAAUACGCCACACAAUCUAUUUCCUCAAAGUUGCUCUAGUCUGCAGGAGUAUGAAGGAAAAUGGAUGUUGUUCGAUGAUGCUGAGGUAAAGCUUACAGAUGAGCAAGAUUUUCUCAGCUCACUUUCUCCUUCAACUUCUUGCACAUCAACUCCAUAUCUAUUGUUUUAUAAGAAAGUGGCAAAUGCAUAAAAAUGCACCUUUAAAGAUUACUAUUAAUAAUUUCACCAUGGGGAAUCUUUAAUUGCUUGUCUAUAAUAUAGAGGACUAUUUAAACUUUACAGUGAAGCUUCAUGAACAAUCAAAUAUAAUCAAAACAGCCUGAUAAAAUAAGCCUCCAAAUAUGAAAAGAUUGUAGGCUCUAAAUUUAUUACCAGUUAAUAAAAAUUAAUAUAAAUACUGUAUUCACACGUUGUGUGCAAAUUAUACAUCCCUUGUCUCCUUAGGAGAUGGUCUUGAAUUUACAACUGUACUCCAUCCUAAUUUGUUCAGCUGGUUAAAUUUAAGUGAUUUAAAAUCACCACAGCUAUGUGUAAAACACUUGCCGUAUUUAUAAAACUGCCCUGCAGCCCAUAAUAAUAAAAAUCUAAAGAAUGUAAUCACAUCUAUUUUAGAUGAUUGGAAGAUGGUAGAAGCCAGAGUUUGAUCUCAACCCCCUCCUUUACCCCUAACAUUAAGAUAUCUUGAGGCACCUGCUAUGCUACUCAACUCAAAGCCCAGAUAUUAAAGUUAAAUGUGAUUUACUGCCAAGCAUUCGGUCCUUGAUCUUGCUAUGUUGGCGAAGAUCAACUCUGAACAAACUGCCUAUAUAAAGUCUGAAUGAAUCUAUUUAGAUCUAAUCUUGGCACUUUUUGCUGAGCUAACAUCUUAAUAAAACUACACAUAAUUUAAGAGUAUAAUGUUUUGCUCUUAGUUAAAACAUCGAUGUAGAUAUAUCAGACAUUAACAUUUAUCAUUUAUUUGCCACACAAGAUGGUGAUUUCAGAUACUUCAUAUCCUAAAAGAGACCUGGCCUUUGAUUACCUUCUUAGAAAUUUCUACAUUUGACAAUAUGCGCAAGGAAUCUGGAAUAUUGUCACAUUCUAUUUUCUUAUGCAUUGUAUUAUAGAUAUUAGUAAUGUAAAUAUAAGUCUUUGUACAGAAUUAUUUGAGUUUAAUUAUACAACCGGUGUCUAGUUUUUUAAGGCAUUCUAGAAGCUGUCCUUAUUGAUUCAAAUCCAAUUUGUAAAUGCACUUAAAGAUUGUACAUAUACUGCACUGUCUUUCAAUAACAUUUAUUUGAGUUGAUUAGCCUGCAUGCUCAUGUCUAUAUUAUGUCUUUGGUCUUUUUUUUACAUUUCUCACAAGUGAUAUGUUUAGCAUAAUGUGGAGAUUAAACAAGAUCUGAUCACUGACCUACGUGGGUAUCAGUAAACCACAGCAGCUUUACUGCCAUAGAAACUAAAGGUGUUUUGUAGAUGUUCAUUUAGCAACACAAUUAAAAAAGAAAGCCAUUACCACAAA
This is a messenger RNA of Leucoraja erinaceus (little skate), 3998 nucleotides long. RefSeq names its product ubiquitin specific peptidase 1 (gene usp1). NCBI's taxonomy places the organism in Eukaryota, Metazoa, Chordata, Chondrichthyes, Rajiformes, Rajidae. Gene Ontology annotation, cellular component: cytosol; nucleus. The coding region runs from base 267 to 2687 and encodes 806 amino acids. Gene Ontology annotation, biological process: protein deubiquitination. Gene Ontology annotation, molecular function: cysteine-type deubiquitinase activity; cysteine-type endopeptidase activity. The transcript has 10 exons. The record is from RefSeq and is a predicted model, not a curated record.